GCGGGUGAGGGGAGGCGCCAUGGCGGCGGCGCUGCCGCGGGUGGAGCGCCUGUCGGCGCGCGUGGUGCGGGUGCUGGGCUGCAACCCGGGGCCCAUGACCCUGCAGGGCACCAACACCUACCUGGUGGGCACCGGGCCCAGGCGGAUCCUCAUUGACACGGGACAGCCGGCCAUCCCUGAAUACAUCAGUUGUCUCCAGAAGGCCCUGACUCAGUUCAGCACCUCCAUCCAGGAAAUCUUAGUGACCCACUGGCACCGUGAUCACUCCGGAGGAAUACAAGACAUCUGCGAAAACAUCGGCCAUGGAACCGCGUAUGUCAUUAAGAAGCUUCCACGUAAUCCUCACCUGGAAGAAGUUAUAGGAAACGGAGAGCAGCGAUACGCUUAUCUGCGAGACGGAGAUGUGAUCAAGACAGAGGGAGCGACUCUCAGAGUCGUCUACACCCCGGGACAUACUGACGAUCACAUGGCUCUUCUCUUGGAAGAGGAGAACGCCGUGUUUUCCGGAGACUGCAUCCUUGGGGAAGGAACCACGGUCUUCGAAGACCUGUUCGAUUACAUGAAAUCUCUAGAUAAGCUCCUGCAAAUGAAAGCGGAUGUGAUCUAUCCAGGACACGGACCAGUGAUCCACAACGCCGAAGCCAGGAUCCAAGAGUACAUUUCUCACCGAAAUGCCCGGGAACAGCAAAUCAUCAGGAUUUUUCUUGAGAGUGACGGACAGGCAUUUUCAGUCCCCGAGCUCACGAGGAUGAUCUAUAAGGGCGUUCCGCAGCAUUUACAUAAAGCAGCCGAACACAACCUCUCUCAACACGUGAAGAAAUUGGAAAAAGAAGGAAAACUAGUAAAAGAAGACUCUUCUGGUAGCAGAUGGAAAAGCAAUCUCUAGGCUUCACAUUGUGAUGAGAUUCUCCCCCCCACCCCCCCGCACACGUCUAAGAAUGCUUUUUUAAUUCCAAACCCUGACGAGAAGGUACGUGAUGCAGAAGAGAUGCUGCAGAGCUAAAGGCGUCGGAUGAUUCCCAAGUCCUUCCGCUGUAUUUUACCGAAAGAAUGAAAAAUACUUAAUCCCGAGCGAGGGUCAGGCUGGUCACUGCAUCUUGGCAUAACUGGCAGGUCUUUGUCGUCGUCAAUAAAUUCUCAAAAUCACCUAA
Ornithorhynchus anatinus (platypus) is the source of this 1151-nucleotide messenger RNA. RefSeq names its product lactamase beta 2 (gene LACTB2). Gene Ontology annotation, cellular component: mitochondrial matrix. The record is from RefSeq and is a predicted model, not a curated record. Bases 20 to 886 code for a protein of 288 amino acids. Lineage: Eukaryota; Metazoa; Chordata; Mammalia; Monotremata; Ornithorhynchidae. The transcript is spliced from 7 exons. Gene Ontology annotation, molecular function: single-stranded RNA binding; RNA endonuclease activity.